Messenger RNA from Oncorhynchus mykiss (rainbow trout), 4305 nucleotides. The record is from RefSeq and is a predicted model, not a curated record. Lineage: Eukaryota; Metazoa; Chordata; Actinopteri; Salmoniformes; Salmonidae.
CUCUCUCAGUCACACAGCAGAGGAGGGGGAGGUAUACACACUGCACACCACACACACUCUCUCACACACACUCUCUCACACACAAGCUGGCUCACGCAGCCACAUUUUCUCAGGCUGCUCCUGCAGACUGACAGCAGAAGACGUAGGAGGAGAGAACAGAAAGAGAGUGAGAAAAGGAAACAAGGGAAAUAUCAACCGAGCCAGAAGAGGAGAGUCAAGCAGCACUUAUCCUUUUUCUUCCUCCACUCAGCAUUAAAUUAAAACACAGGGAAUAUUGAACUCUUUGUUAAUCUGUAACUGAACAGGGGCUGCUCUGCUCUGUUCUGCUAAGAGGGACCUGCUCUGCUGAGGAACCUGCUCUGCUGAGGGACCCGCUCUGCUGAGUAACCUGCUCUGCUGAGGGACCCGCUCUGCUGAGGGACCCGCUCUGCUGAGGAACCUGCUCUGCUGAGGGAUCCGCUCUGCUGAGGAACCUGCUCUGCUGAGGAACCUGCUCAUUCUCCAGGACUAUGGCACCACAUCUGAGACAUGGAUUCUCGGUCUCUCUUUUACAGCGCCGGUGUCUCGUCCUCCAUUCUCUCCUUCUCUCCGUCUAUUUCCUGACUGUUGCAGGGUUCAACCUGGAUACUAGCAUGACUCUGACCAAGGAGGGGGAGACCGGAAGCUUUUUUGGAUUCUCUUUAGCGCUUCACCAGCAACUCACACCAGAACCACACAGUUGGAUCCUGGUGGGGGCGCCGCGGGCCAGAGGACUGGGCAUGAUGCAGAGGAAGCGCCCUGGCGCUCUGUACCGCUGUCCAAUCACAGGCGAGGAGUUUGACUGUGAGCGCGUGGACAUCGAUGGAGACGUAAACCUCGACUGGGAAAGCAAGGACAACCAGUGGCUAGGAGUAACAGUCAAGAGCCAGGGGAUUGGGGGAAAGGUGGUGACGUGUGCCCAUCUGUACGAGCUGCGUCAGCGCGUGGGCCUGCCGUCGGAGACGCGGGACCCCAUCGGGCGUUGCUACGUGCUCAGUGAGGACCUGACCGAGAGGGAUGACCUAGACGGAGGGGAGUGGAAGUUCUGUGAGGGGCGACCCCAGGGACACGAACAGUUUGGCUUCUGUCAGCAGGGUCUGUCUGCCGCCUUCACACCCGACAACCAGUUUAUCAUGUUCGGAGCUCCUGGAACGUACAACUGGAAAGGAGAGAUGCGCGUCCAGCUACUAAACCAGACUUUACUGGAUCUGGGUUUCUAUGACGACGGGCCCUAUGAAGUGGCGGAUGAGAAACAGCUGAAUGCUCAGCUGAUCCCUGUUCCCUACCAUAGUUACCUGGGCUUCUCAGUGGACUCUGCUAAAGGCAUAAUGAGUCGUGGUGAGCUGACCUUCGUGGCGGGGGCUCCGAGAGCCAAUCACACGGGAGCGGUGGUGCUACUGCGUAAAGAUAACGUGUACCGCCUGGUGCCACAGCACAUCCUGUGGGGAGAGGAGCUGGCUUCUUCCUUCGGGUACUCUGUGGCCACGGCUGAUCUCAACAGUGACGGCUGGACAGACCUGAUAGUGGGAGCUCCUAACUACUUUGACCGAAAAGCAGAGAUCGGAGGUGCUGUGUACAUCUUCCUCAACCCAUUCGGUAACUGGGAAUAUGCUCAGCCAAUCAGGCUCAAUGGAACCUAUGACUCCAUGUUUGGAUUGACCGUCAACAACGUUGGAGACUUGGACAGGGACGGAUAUGACGACAUCGCUGUGGGGGCUCCGUUCGAUGGGGAUGGCAAAGUGUUCAUCUACCGAGGCUUGUCCUCAGGCAUCGACACCAAGCCUGCACAGAUCCUGGAUGGAGUGGACGAGGGGGUGAAGAGGUUCGGCUACUCCAUCUCAGGAGGUCUGGACAUCGAUGGGAACCUGUACCCUGACCUGGCAGUAGGCUCUCUCGGUGAUAAGCUAGUUCUGUACAGGUCUCGCCCGGUCAUUCACGUGACCCGGGAUGUAUCCAUCGAACCUCAGCAGUAUAUUGACUUGGAGCAACACAACUGCAAGGGGAGAGAUGGAGUUUGUGUGGAGGUCAAAGCCUGCUUCACCUAUACUGCUUACCCAGAGACCUACUCACCAGACAUCACCCUGGUCCUACUCAUCGAGGCUGACACAGAGCGCAGGAAGCUCGGCCUGCCCCACCGUGUUAGCUUCCUGGGUCGCAGUGCACAGGCGGCAGAGUACACACACACUGACGAGGUGGAGCUGAGAGGUCAACGCCAUCCCGCCUGCCAGAGCGCCACCUUCCAACUAAACGACAAUAUCCGUGAUAAGCUGCGUCCCAUCUCUCUGGCCAUCACCCACACCAUCAGACCCCCCAUGUUCUCCUCAGACACUAACCCAGAGGAACGAGACACGCUACCUCCUGUACUGAGUGUUUCCACCUCCAACACCCUGCACUCUGAGGUGAAUUUCCUGAGGGAAGGCUGUGGCGAUGAUAAGAUUUGUCAGAGCAACCUGAAGUUGACCUACCAGUUUGGAACCCGACCUCCCACCUCUGACCUCUUCACCCCUCUGCCAAGGGAUGAUGAAGAGGUGGCGGUGUUUUCUCUGUCUGACCAGAGGUCUGUGGUGUUGGAGGUGACCGUCACCAACAUGCCCUCAGACCCUCUGUCCCCAGAGGAGGAUGGAGAUGAUGCCCAUGCUGCCCAACUACUGGUGACCCUGCCAGACACCCUGUCCUACUCUGGCUUCAGGGGACAACAGGUGGUGUGCCAGGCCAAUCAGAACGGGUCUCAGGCAGAGUGCGAGCUGGGAAACCCGCUGAAGAGAGAUGCUAUACUGAAAUUCUACAUCAUCCUCAGCACGUCUGCUAUCACCAUAGAGACCACGGAACUCACUGUCAACCUCCUGUUGGCUACCAUCAGUGAACAGCGAGACCUGGCCACAGUCACAGCCGUGGCUAAAAUCAUCAUAGAGCUCCCCCUGGCUGUCAGUGUGCUGGCCAGACCACACCAGCUGUUCUUCAGUGGGGCUGUAAUGGGGGAGAGUGCCAUGGAGACCUUGGACGAUGUGGGGAGUGCUGUGGAGUUUGAGUUUACGGUGACCAACACCGGGCCGUCCCUGCAGACUCUAGGCUCCGCCUUCCUCAACAUCAUGUGGCCUCACGAGCUGUCCAAUGGGAAGUGGCUCCUGUACCCCACUGCUCUCCACUUCCAUGGCCAUCCAGAAACACCCUGUACCCCCCACACCUCCCUCAACCCACGCAAGUUCUCCCACAGUUCUCCUUCUGACGACCAGCCACAGGCAGCAGGCCUGAAGGCCAGGAGGAAGGGGCGUUCCAACCCAGAAGAGGAGGGCCAUGUGAUGACCAAGGGCAGUCUGGGAAGGACUACGCCUGCUGUGGCUGCCUCAGAGAGACGCAAGUCACUCAAACUGGACUGUCUGCUGGGUUCAGCGCGCUGUGUGCUGUUCCAGUGUCCUCUCCACAGCUUCUCUGACUCUGCUGUCCUCAAGAUCCAGGGACGCCUUUGGAACAGCACCUUUCUGGAGGAGUUCCCAUCAGUCAGUGCUCUGGAGCUGCUGGUUAGAGCCAACAUCACAGUCAAGUCCAGCAUCAAACACCUGGUGCUGAGGGAUGCUGCUGCACAGGUCCCAGUGAUGAUUUACCCAGAGGUUGGUCUGACUGCCCAGUACUGGGUCCCCUGGUGGUGGAUUCUCAUAGCCAUCCUGGCUGGUAUCCUGGUGCUGUCUCUGCUGGUCUGCAUCCUCUGGAAGUGUGGUUUCUUCCGUCGGGUCCAGUAUGAAGACAAAGUUCCUCAGUACCAUGCAGUGAAGAUCCCCCGUCAAGACCGGCCCCAGUUCCAGCAGAAGGCAGGGAUCCUCCAGAAGAAGGAGUGGGCCACACACUGGAGUGACGGAAGCUCCUGAACAGCAUCAACAAACAAGGACUAGAAUAGCAGCAAACACCCAUUCAACCCUAUGGCACUCACUAACUCUGCAGUGGAACAAACGUGUGCAGACUGACCGUGUCACAACACUGUUGUGCACAUUGCGGCUAUGUCCCGAUUCAUCACCCGUGUGCACACUUCCCAUCAUGGAUUUAUCAAUGGUGAAAACUCGCUCAAGCCGAUGCUAUUCUACUGUAUUGUACUGUAGUCUACGGUAGUCUACUGUAUUCUACUGUAUUCUACUGUAUUGUACUUUUAGAAUGACUGGAUCAAUAUUCUGAACUGCUACUGCUGACUGACUAUCUGACUGACUAUCUGACUGACUGACUAUCUGACUGACUGACUAUCUGACUGACUGACUGACUAUCUGACUGACUGACUAUCUGACUGACUGACUGACUGAC